Triticum aestivum (bread wheat) is the source of this 5168-nucleotide messenger RNA. RefSeq names its product probable LRR receptor-like serine/threonine-protein kinase At3g47570. Gene Ontology annotation, molecular function: ATP binding; protein kinase activity; protein binding. Gene Ontology annotation, biological process: protein phosphorylation. The transcript has 3 exons. The record is from RefSeq and is a predicted model, not a curated record. The coding region runs from base 1238 to 4423 and encodes 1061 amino acids. Lineage: Eukaryota; Viridiplantae; Streptophyta; Magnoliopsida; Poales; Poaceae.
CUUCCUGGCGACCCCUACCCCCUUCGUCGCCGCACUCCGGCAUUUCUCCGGCUCAGCCCCCACCACGCGGCUGCAGCGAGCGAGCGAGCGAGCGCGGGAGCGAAAUGGGAGCUCCCACUCCUCUCCCGCUCCAACCCGAUAACUCCUCACGACGCAAGCGCCGACUCCCUCCCGUCAGGCCUCCGCCCCCCGCCCGCCGACGCCGCGUGCUUCCCGCCGCGCGGGCGAGGAGGAGGUGCCCGCACGACGACGGGUUCGAUCCCGACGCCGGCAACGGCCUUGGCACCGCCAAGCCCCAACCUCAGCGCUGCAUCCUCGACAUGUUCCCGUACCCUAGCCCCAGGACACGAUUUGGCUCGAUUGGACGCAUAAAUUAUUCGUGGGAGGCGUUGAAGGUGUGCAGUGGGAGAAAGGAAGCAGUCAUUUGCCAAAUAACUGUACUGUAACUGAAACACGAAAGCCCAGCUGGUUCACAAAUAAGCGUUCGUUCAGGACGGUUCUCUUGGGAGGAGAUUCGGUGGAGCAUGAUAGAUGUCCCGUCGAGGGUGUAUCCUCAUUAGUGUUAUCAUGCCAUGGAUUUAAUUAUGCCGAGCAUCUCUUUCAAGAUUCUCAGAUAAUUCAUGUCCGACAGUCCGAGGAAGCUUGAUGAUGGGGAUAGGUUGUUGUGGAUCAUUGACUAACUUUCCUGCAACUGCGACCAAGACAGACCAAGUCUUUGGCAUCAUUGCCAUGUCCAUUUCCUCUCCUUGAUAACUGACCUGCUGCCACUUUGCAGAGUCAGCUAAAUUGUGCUUCGGCUUACAAUACAUAGGACACUUCAUCCGACUGUGACAUAUGUCAUGUGCAAUUUAUAUCUAUCUUUCUUUGGUACUUGGAUGGCGGCAAAGAAAUAACGGUCAGUGGGGAGCCAGCUUUCCUGAUAUUCAGCUCACUUGAUACUUCCAUUUGGUGGAUCCUGGGGUGCACAAGCUGUAGAUUGUAUAACAAGCAGAGAAUGGUAUUUGUACUUUGAUAGACUGGUUUAUGCACGCGUAUUCUUUACCCACAUGAACCUCACAAGUUUCUUUUGUGCUCAGGUUUUUUUCAAUCAUCUCGGGUGUGACGUCAAUAGAACCAAGCCAAACAAGCCGGCAGCCCGGCUCUGAAGAAGUUCCAACUCCCCUACCCUUCCAACAUAUAUCAAAGCACGCACACAAAGCAUUUAACCAACAUACUCCAUUAGGACAAGAACAGAGCCAUGGCUCCUCAAGUUUUUCGCACCCAAUCUCUAAUUGUUCCUUCCCACCAUGCACUCUCUCUUCUCUGCGCCAUCCUUGUAUUUCUGUCCUCCAACACAAUAAUAUACACAUCAGCACAAGCUAGCAACAAAUCUGAGAGCCGGCAAGCCCUUCUCUGCUUCAAAGAUGGCAUCUCUGGGGACCCUCUCGGUGUUCUCAGAUCAUGGCGCAAUGACUCACUCAACUUCUGCAGCUGGCGGGGGGUCACCUGCAGCAUGACCCUCCCAAUCCGUGUUGUGUCCAUACAAUUCAGUUCUGCACGGCUCACAGGAACACUAUCCAGAUGCAUAGCAGGCCUUAGUUCUCUAAAGAAGAUGGAGCUUUCAAGUAAUCAAUUUUCUGGACGCAUACCUGACAAGAUAGGUGACCUCCGGAGCCUCCAAACUCUGAAUCUUGUGGGCAACAACCUUGUAGGUAACAUCCCUCUGUCAUUAGGUACAGCUGCAUCUCUUAGAUAUGUGAACCUUGCAAACAAUUCUCUUAGCGGAGCUAUCCCUGAUUCCUUAGCAAAUAGUUCGUCACUCAGUGCGAUGAUCCUCUCACGGAACAAUUUAGCUGGGGUGAUCCCAGCUAAUUUGUUCAACUCAUCCAAACUUCGUCUUGUUGACCUCCGGUCAAAUGCUCUCUCCGGGCCUAUCCCACAUUUCCAAAAGAUGGACGCUCUGCGAUUUCUUAAUCUUACAGGGAAUUCACUUUCUGGUACUAUACCAGCAUCUUUGGGCAAUGUUUCAUCAUUGCGCUCCCUCCUGCUAGCACAAAACAACUUAGCAGGAUCAAUUCCAGAAACUUUGGGUCAAAUUCCAAACCUUAGAAUGCUAGAUCUAAGUUACAAUAGCUUGUCGGGGUAUAUCCCAGCCACACUCUACAAUGUGUCAUCACUCACACUCUUUAGCCUAGGCAGCAACGAAUUUGGUGGAGAGAUACCUUCUGAAAUUGGCCACUCAUUUCCAAAUCUCAAAACAUUGCAAAUGGAAGGCAACCAUUUUCAUGGAUCAAUACCAGAUUCUCUGAGCAACAUGUCAAAGCUGCAAGUGCUUGAUCUUUCAAGCAACUCGCUGUCUGGCGUGGUGCCAUCUCUAGGAUCCUGGGCAAACUUGAGUCAUGUGCAUCUAGGAAAUAAUAAACUCAAAGCUGGUGACUGGGCGUUCCUUGUCUCUCUCACCAAUUGCUCUCAGUUGUUAAGAUUAUCAGUGGAUGGGAAUAUACUGAAUGGAAAUUUGCCAAAAGCAGUAGGCAACCUUUCAAUAAAGCUGGAGCGGUUAAAUUUUGGAAGAAACCAAAUUUCUGGAAACAUACCAGCCGAGAUAGGCAACCUUGUAAACCUCGCUCUACUUGACAUGGGCCAGAACAUGCUCUCAGGACAAAUUCCCCUGACAGUUUGGAACUUGAGGAACUUGUUCGUCCUAAAACUAUCCAUAAACAAGCUGUCAGGUAAAGUUCCAUCAACCGUUGGUAAUCUUGCUCAACUCAGCGAGCUUUAUCUUCAUGACAAUGAGUUGUCUGGAGCCAUACCGGCAAAUAUAGGACAAUGCCAAAGGUUGCUUUUGCUGGACUUGUCAUUUAACCAUCUUGAUGGAUCUAUACCAGUUGAACUCCUCAAUAUUUCUUCCCUUGCCUUGGCUUUGGACUUGUCAAACAAUAACCUGGCAGGGUUGAUACCACCGCAAAUUGGUAACUUGAUCAAUCUUGGGUUACUACGUGUUUCCAACAACAAAUUAUCUGGUGAACUUCCUUCUGCACUUGGCCUGUGUGUUACAUUGGUAUCCCUUGACAUGAAAGGGAACAUGUUUAGUGGAAUUAUUCCUCAGUCUUUCAGUGCUUUGAAGGGCAUACAGCGAAUAGAUCUGUCUGGGAACAAUUUAACUGGUCAAGUUCCACAGUUUUUCGGGAACUUCAGCAGCUUAAAUUAUAUUGAUAUAUCAUACAACAAAUUUGAAGGGCCAAUCCCGACUGGUGGUAUAUUUGGAAAUUCAACUGCAGUGUUCCUGCAUGGUAACGCAGGAUUAUGUGAAACAGCUUCUGCCAUAUUUGGACUGCCCAUUUGCCCCACCACCUCAGCAACAAAAAGGAAGAUCAAUACACGCUUGCUGCUGAUAAUAGCUCCACCAAUUACUAUUGCUGUGUUCUCAUUAUUAUGUGUUGCUGUCACUGUUAUGAAAGGGACCAUAACUCAACCAUCUGAAAACUUCAUGGAGACAAUGAAGAGGGUGUCAUACAGUGACAUUCUUAAAGCCACCAAUUGGUUCUCUCUGGUCAACCGGAUCAGCUCGAGUCAUACAGCAUCAGUCUACAUUGGUCGGUUUGAGUUUGAUACAGAUCUAGUGGCAAUCAAGGUAUUCCAUCUCAGCGAGCAAGGUUCGAGAAAUAGCUUUUUCACCGAGUGCGAAGUGCUAAAACACACCCGCCACCGCAAUCUGGUUCAAGCUGUCACCCUGUGCUCCACGGUAGAUUUUGAGGGCAAUGAAUUCAAGGCUAUUGUAUACGAGUUCAUGGCAAACGGUAGCCUGGACAUGUGGAUACAUCCGAGGCCUCACCGAGGCAGCCCAAGGAGGCUGCUAAGCUUGGGUCAGCGGAUAAGUAUUGCUGCUGAUGUGGCUGCUGCUCUGGACUAUGUACACAACCAGCUGACACCUCCUUUAAUCCACUGCGACUUGAAGCCAGGCAAUGUUCUGCUGGACUACGACAUGACCUCACGCAUCGGUGACUUCGGGUCCGCCAAGUUUCUCUCUUCAGGUAUUGGUGGGGCAGAAGGCUUGGUUGGUGUCAGAGGAACGAUUGGAUAUAUCGCACCUGAAUACGGGAUGGGAUGCAAAAUAUCGACAGGCUAUGACGUGUACAGCUUCGGGGUGCUGCUACUGGAGAUGCUCACGGCAAUUCGACCAACGGACGCACUAUGCGGCGACGCUCUCAGCCUUCACAAGUAUGUUGGCCUAGCCUUUCCUGACAGAAUCGUUGAAGUUCUAGAUCCCCAUAUGCCAUCCGAGGAGGAUGUGGCGGCCUUUUCCCUGCAUAUGCAAAAGUACAUUAUGCCUUUGUUCAGCAUUGGCCUGGUGUGCACCAUGGACUCACCGAAAGAUAGACCAGGGAUGCAUGAUGUUUGUGCCAGGAUUGUUGCCAUCAAACAGGCAUUUGUUGAGACCUUGUGAUCCGCGGCAACUAGUCGGAUGUGCAUGCAACCAGAUGUUAAAUACCAUGUACAUAUUCGAUAGCACAGUUACUACACUACUCUAAUGCUUAUAUAGUACAAAACUAUAGCUGUAUCACUCCCAGAAUAUAAUUGUAACAGUUUUAGUUAUGUAUCUAAAAUUAUCCACCGUUAUGCUAUGCACCACCAAAAUCAGCGGUGCAGAUCUUACUUUUUAUCUCACAUCAAUGUGAGUUUUUUUAAGCACCUGAAAGCGAAUGUGCAAGCACUUGCAAAACUUUCUUUCACUGAACUGUAGAGGUGCAUUUGUCCUGUCUGAAAAGCUAUUUAGUUAGGCAUUCUUCACACCAGAUGCUGUCAAUUUUGGUUCUUUCCUUGGAUCCAUGAGCCCACGGGUGUCAAAUAUUGCUGGUUUGCACAUUUCAACAUCUACUAAUACUAAAAACACCAAGAUAGGAGCAUCAGGAAACUCGGGGGCUGUGACUUUCGCUUUCCAGCUUUCCUGAAAUUCAGGUUUGUUUCCUUGACUCUGCAAGUCAAGAAUUUGCAAAAGUAAGGGUGCGGCUUUGGCUUUCUGGGUUUUCACAGGAUUCAGGCUGUUUCCACAACUCAGCGUUAGGAAAUUCGAUGCAAAGAAGCGACUCACCUUGGCUGAAAUGCUACUAGUCAGUUACACAUGUUUCAUGCAAGGGUCGUCAGUUUUGAUUCUACCUUCGGAGCCAAGAAUGUCAAAUGUUUUUGCAGGU